Camelina sativa (false flax) is the source of this 622-nucleotide messenger RNA. NCBI's taxonomy places the organism in Eukaryota, Viridiplantae, Streptophyta, Magnoliopsida, Brassicales, Brassicaceae. The record is from RefSeq and is a predicted model, not a curated record.
AUGUCCAACAGAUACGAAGAUGUUGUCAGUAUCGAUAUUUCCUCUGUUGUGAUUGAUACUAUGGUUAAGAAAUACUCUGAUCGUCCUCAGCUCAAAUAUUUGAAGAUGGAUGUGCGUGAUAUGAAGGCAUUUGAAGAUGCUUCUUUUGAUGCUGUUAUUGAUAAGGUGUGGGAGCAAUUCGAGGCAAUACUCAACACAAAUGCUUGAGGAAGUUUGGAGGGUCCUCAAGGAUAAAGGAGUCUGUAUCUUGAUUACAUAUGGAGCUCCUAAUUACCGUCUUCGAUUGCUUGCCGAAUCAUGCUCUUGGGCAACCAAACUUCAUGUGAUAGACAAAAGUUUAUCCGAUCAACCGUCAGAAACCCCAAAAUGGGAACUGGCAACACCUCUUCCUCUAGAUGCUGAGGGAAGUUCAGUGGAAUCUGCGAUUGGCAAAAGCCCUGAUGUUCAUUACAUCUAUGUCUGUAUUAAGGAUGAGUCGUUGAAGAUGGAGGCAGACGCACCAUGAAGUCGUGGGAACGUUUUCUUUUUUUUAAAAAAAAAUAUCUUGAGUUCAGGAUUACUCCGUAACUAGAGGACCAAAACUUAAAAUUUUAUUGCCAAUGGUAAAUGUUGGUUUUCUUUA